AUGGCGACCCAUCUUCAAAGCUUCGGAGAGUGGCAGAUCCAGAAGGACAUCAUUUACCUAGACAAUGGUGCCUUUGGGUCCUGUCCGAAGUCCGUCGUCGAGAAGCAGAAAAACAUUCGGCAACGCAUUGAAGAAAAUCCCCAUGAGUUCUUCGAAAGAUCAUAUGUCUCCGGCUUGGAGGCCAGCAGACGCUCUCUGGCUGGCUUCUUACACGUCGAUCAUCGAGACAUCUUUCUGCUUCCUGGCGCAACCCACGCCAUGAACGUCGUCAUUCAAAGUCUGCGAUUCAACCCAGAUGACGAGAUAUUGACUACAAACGUUGCGUAUAGCUCUGUGCGGAUGGUGCUUGACCAUGUUGCCGAGAGAGAUGGUGCUCAUAUCGUUGUCGUCAAUGUGCCUCUGCUAGUCACAGGCCCUGAAGAUGUGAUGCGGCGCAUACUUGCUGGCGUAACGCCUCGCACACGUUUUGCAGUCAUCGAUCACAUCCCAAGCCGAACUGGUCUCGUGCUUCCAGCAAAACAAAUCGUCAAGGAGCUUGAGUCUCGCGGUGUUGACACCUUGGUCGACGGAGCACAUGCGCCCGGCAUGAUUCACCUGGAUCUCGAGGAAAUCAACGCCGCAUACUACGUCGCCAACUGUCACAAAUGGAUGUGCGCACCACGAGGAAUUGGUUUCCUCCACGUUCGGCGAGAUCGCGCUCAGAACAUCAAACCGUUGGUGAUUGCCAGGUCCCCGUAUGUCGUUGGCAAGUCCAAGCACUCUGUGCUUGAGCACAAUUUUGGAUGGAUGGGGACCUAUUGCCCUUCGGCAAUGCUUUCCCUCCCCUCCGCUAUCGAUCAUCUCAACACUGUGAUGCCAGGCGGGUAUAGCGGCUUGACGAGUCGUAACCAUGACCUCGCAGUAUUGGCCCGCAGGAUUGUCUGCAAAGCUAUCGGCGUAGAUCUUCCGUGCCCGGACAGCAUGAUUGCUGCCAUGGCGACUAUACCGCUGCCAGACUCUCCAGGGCCUGAGCAGGAGGGUAUGCUUCCCAUUCAGCAAGCUCUAUGGAAGGAACAUGGCAUUGUUAUACCGGUUUACUCUUGGCCUUCAUACCCCAAGAGAGUGAUCCGUUUGUCUGUGCAGGCUUAUAAUACGUUGGAUCAAUACCUCAAGCUAGCCGACUGUUUACGCAUCGUGCUGCACAAAGAACGAAAGUCCUACUCGCUUGCCUCUGUUGGUUCAAUUGAGCCUCCAACCCCUCCAUACACGAGGAGGCAAAGUGAUGAUUCUGCCUACUCUUCAUCCUCCGAGGGUCACCUGUCAUGCGGAUGCUCCAGCUCUAGAAUCAAGAGCUUAAGCGCGGGACAUGGUGUGUCUGGAAUUCCGUGCCAAGACAUUGAGAAGCCGACUCUGGCCAUGCUCAGGAGCCUCGCUGAAUCCAGAUUACGGAAGAUUUUACAUGGCACAUUCUCAUUCGAUUCUGUUUCCAUGUUUCCCACCGCUGGAGCUUGCGAGGCGGCACUCACGUUGACCAGUGAGAUCCAGAAACAUGCGAACAUGGAGAGUUCCAAAAUGGCCUACAUGCUGUCUUGCAUCCCACGGCGCAGAAUUCCACGGAUGAUGGCUUCUUCUGUAUCGCAGCUGCUUCAGACUGAAGACGUCAUCGAGAAUUGGCCGCUGCGAAUGAACACGCUCAAGAAUCAGUCUCAGACACUCACUCGAGCAAUCAUUUCUGCCAUGAACGCUCCCAGAGCGCCUGCCGUAUUCACAGUCGAUCUCAAUAAGUUUGUCAGUCGAGUUGUGCCGUAUGAGACGGAAACCGACGAAGAGAAUCUCAGUCUGACGUUUUGGGACCGUGCUCUGACAGACUUCGCGACCAAGGGAGGAUGGUCUCCAGGUCGGGUUACCUCGUUCUUGCAGAUCCAUGCGUUUUUAAGGGAUCCUGUUGGUGGACUGCGCAACAAGUUUGAAACCCGCAGAGAUAAUUUCCUGAAGCUCCUCACCAGCCUCACAAAAGAGCUGGAAGAGUCGAGGCAGACUAUACGAGAAGAUGUCGCAGCGCAGUUGGCAGCCGAGUCUUCAUUCCUUUCUCAGCCUCUCGCCAGUAAUGCAAGCUACGUUCACUUUUCGGAGGAUCAGCAACUUGUAUACUCGUACGUUGACAUUUCCGAUAUGGCUCGAUCCGAGUUCUCUUGCCCAGAAAUUGUGAUUGGCAUGAUUGGCGAUAUCCUCAAUUGCAGGUCCGGGGACAACAUCAGUAUUGCGCCAAUUGCUGUAGCCAACAUCCAUCCUGUUUGUUCAAGCCAUAAUUCUCGGCAAGUCAUCAUAGAUGGUAACAACCGGAUUACUACCCUGACCUUCCUCAAAUUCGUCUCUAUCUACGGACUAUCAGAGCUUGAGAAAGCCGAAGAUAACUUGCGAGAAUACUGCCAGGACAGCGGAUUUGGACCAGUCUAUUUUGUUGACUUCUGCGCUGUGCUACAGCUGCUCCGGGACAGUGCGGUGCAUAUAUUGAGCCAACUUCAAACUGGUGUUGGUUUGGGACACUUCAAGCAUAUUACGCAGGUGCCGUGUCUGAUUACGGAGGAGGCAUCUUUCAUUACCAAGGUGUUGGUCAAUGGAGAGGAGAUUGCACAGCCAAUUCACCAGUCUAUUUUUGCGACAGAUGAUUUGCUUGUAGCGUUGCCGGCAAAGAUGCAGUGCCAUGGGCGGGCGAAAGGGUUCAAGGCGCUACCAGUUAGGUAG
Molecule: messenger RNA, 2724 nt
Organism: Fusarium proliferatum ET1
Lineage: Eukaryota; Fungi; Ascomycota; Sordariomycetes; Hypocreales; Nectriaceae
Exons: 1
Coding region: 1-2724 (907 amino acids)
Source: RefSeq, a predicted model, not a curated record